Cydia fagiglandana is the source of this 4224-nucleotide messenger RNA. RefSeq lists its product as uncharacterized. NCBI's taxonomy places the organism in Eukaryota, Metazoa, Arthropoda, Insecta, Lepidoptera, Tortricidae. The record is from RefSeq and is a predicted model, not a curated record. Bases 300 to 998 code for a protein of 232 amino acids. The transcript is spliced from 3 exons.
UUACUCUGCUUCUGCUGUUAAUUUUAAUUAUUAAGUAUUGUCUGUGACUUGAUAAUGUCGGAUCACGUUCGAUGUGCGCCCUAGAUUUUUAGAAUAAAUAUCAAAUAUCGUUAUAUCGUCGCUACAGCGCAGUUCCAUUUGCAUUGCCGGUGCCGGCCCGGCGCUGCAAACCAACCCGGCACUUCAGAAGCUGCCUUCAUUACAUUAGUAAAGAGACCAUUGUCUUUAGUUAGCUUUAAUUAUUUCCUUACCUCUGUAAUAUUUUACGAUUUGACUGUUAGCUCUUUUAGUUUUGUGAAAUGCCGCGAAAACCAUGUUAUUGGACGCGAAAAUUAGAGCUGAAUCUCGUCGAGUUCGUGCGACAAAGAGACUUUAUUUGGAAGCCAUUUGGAAAUACUAACCAUCACAUACAGCAGAAGUACAAGGCCUAUGCCGAGUUUGCUGCGAAACUGGGCAGUGGAUUUACUGCUCGCUCCGUCCGUGAUCGCUGGGUGAACAUACGAAGUACAUACAACCACAAUGUGCGACGUAUCGAGCGCUCCAGGGAGACUGCCAAGACUCUUGAAGAGGUCUAUGUGCCAUGCUGGCCGCUAUGGAAACCUUUGCAAUUUCUCCGGGAAGGUUCUAGAAAAGAUGUCUAUGAGGGCUAUUCAAUGGACUACAAAGAGACUGACAAUGUGGAGGUUAAAGUUGAAUUUGAAGACAUGGACGACCUAGAACUUAUACAAAUCCGACAACGAGGCCAGAGAACUGACCGACCUAGACGCAGAGCUCCUAUAUCUAAAAAGAAAAAGAAUACCAAGUGUAAAAAAGUUCUGGACGAUCUCCUUAUUGCUAUGAAGCCGUUAGUGUCCACUGUUCCUACAGAGACCAAUAAUUACUGGUUCUUUAGUCGUCAUGUCACUGAGCGAUUGAAUGGUAUGAGGGAAGAGGAUGCCCUGGCAGCAGGCCAGGAGAUCAUGAAGCUAUUGGAGUGGCCUGGUACUGACAUCACUUGAAGACAGCUUGGCUGAGUGGGCUUUAAAACCUCUGGAAAAGUUAUGAACUCUUCAGCAGCUAUUUUUUGAAAUGAUGAUGAACGCAAUAUUUUGACGGAAGAUUGACGAAUUAAUUAUGAGCAAAUCCUUAAAAUGGUACCAGGAAUGCAAAGGCUAGUUAAAAAAAUAGAGUCUGUUGUCAGCUUACCAGUUUGUCCAGUUAAAAGUAUGUUUAUCAUUUGCUUGUGGCCCUUUUCAUCCCAUUCUUUAGGUUGUAUUUAGGAGUCCGUUGUUUUUCAGCCAAAUAAAAAAAAAUAUCUCCUUGGUUUUCUGAAUAACACAUUAUCUCAAUAGGGAUGAUGACACAUGUUGAAUUUUAUAACGAAAUCUAGUUAAAUAGAUAGCAAAUGAGCAAUUUAUCACAACAUUGUCACAGAAUAAAUAAUAGUACUACCGUACAGAAAGGAAGCUUCCUACAAAACCGAAGUUUGACAGCGGUUCAGGGUCGAAUCAUACUAUCCCUUUCUAAUAUAUGGCACUAUCCCUUUCGGCUAUUUAGGGUUGUCAAAAUUUAAGUGAUUAUCUUAUCUGUGGUCGUGCACGCAAAAGGAAGUCAAGUGGUGCCAACCCUAAAAAUUGCUCGGAGCAAUGCUGAGCCGAGCGGAGCCGAGUUAGGCCGAAGUCAGGAGCUUCGCACCCCUGACAUUGUGGAAAAAAGAAAUGGAAAUAAUACAAGAACUACAACACCUGAAAGUUUCAAAGUUUAAGUGUUUUUAACUUCCAAAAACGGAAUAAUUCACCAUUCGAUUCCUCACAUUUCAUCCAAAAAAAGAUUGUACAGCAACUAUACACAUAAACGCAAUAUUUCACAGACUAAAAUGCAAUUUUCUUGUUUUGUUCAAGAUGCGCUCUCAGUGAUCUUGACGUCACGUUCACUUAAAUCGUUUUGUUAGGGGCGUUUCGCGAGUGAAGUACGUUUGUCGGAUUUUUGUAUUGCUUUAAUGCAAUGUGUCCCAAUUUAUUGAUCCUAAAAACAAACCUGAUUGAUUGAUACCAUAUAUGAAAAUUUGUCAUCUAGCCUAUUGUUCAAUAUUUAUGUUGUGGUACAAAAAAAAUGUCAAUGAAUCCAAAUAAAAUCUCGAAAGUUCGACAUAUGUUCUGCCAAAAAAGAUUGCUGUUAAUAAAAGUAAAGAUGUACCUAAAAGUAAAAUAAAAUUUAAAAUAGCAACACAUCUUUGAAAUUCGAUUAGUAGGUAGCCAUUCAAGCUAUUAGCGGUCGUUGUUCGUUUUCUUUUGCCAUGUUAUCAUAAUUGGGUUGUUUGGGGUAAAGAAUUUGAAAGAUUUGUCACAUUGCUUUCUAUCAUUUUCUUGAAUUAGUAUGAGUAAUGACCCUGUCUAUCGGGUGUACCCUAUGAUCUUUUAUACAAAGAUGUGUUAUACACGUUCCAAAAUUGAAGCACUCACCUCGUGUCAUGUGUACGAGUUUGUCUCAGUCUGCCUGACGCAAGCGCGAAGUGUACACCGGUUAAUACUUUUCCACAAAUAACGUGUAUUAAGCAACAAAAUGCCGACCUGCGUUAUGUUGAAAUGCUCAAAUUAUCCGCGGAAGCGCAAAAAAAUUGACGGCGUCACAUAUAAUUCGUAAGUAAAAGCUGAAAAAAUCCGUUUUUCUUCGGUUUAAUCUUGAAAAAAUAAAGCUGGCCGCCAUUUUCGCCGGCUGACAGAAAGAGAUAAGUUUAUGUUCUUAUCAGCGAGAAUGACAAGGACGCACCAACUGCGUACAUAGAUUAUCAUAGCAGAGGCGUCAUGGUAAGUUGCAUUCAUUGUUUGGUGCUUGUCGUACAAAUAAGAGAAAUAAAUUUCAAAUUUAAUAUUAAAGUUUUUAACUUGCACGCAUUUUUUCUUGUAAUUAAUUACAACAAUUGGCAAAUUAAAGAUUAUUAUUGUCCGGGUCGCGUCGAUUAAGUAAAUAGGUAUAUUGCUGGUUAUACAAAGAUUACUACAAAAUUAGUAUUUUUUUUAGGCAUUUCAUUUUCUCACACAAUAACAAUUAUUAUAACAUAAAAUUGUUAGUAAAAUAAAAGGUUUUGUUGUUAUUGAAUUUGCUUUUUUUUAACUAGGUUUCGUGGAAAGGAAUAUAGUUUAUUUACAUAGUUAAUUAUUUUUAUCGCUUUAUUUACAUUUGCGUAUGAACUGUGCUAGUACCAGUAUAUAUCACUUGAUCAAAGGGAAGGUGAAUGUUAUUAAUAGUAUUCACGAAUUAGGUAGAGUCCAAUACAUAUAAAAUAUAAAAAUACGGGGUGAAAUUUUAACCACCAUACAUGCAUACCUACUCUGCGUACUGAACCAGCCAAUUUUUUUUUUACAAAAGUAACUGAUAAGUAUAAUAUAAUAUCUUUUUUUUACAUAACUAAAUGUGAAAACUUUUUACUUCGGUAGCGAGUACAUUACUACAUAGAACUGCACUUAAAUGAUUUGCACCUUCUGUCAAACAUCUUAUUCUUUGAUAUUUUUUUUUCUUAAUAAGUUUUACGGUUCGCGCCAUCUCCACUAUUUGCCGUCGUGUUAUGGUGGUAUCACUGAUUUACCAAAUUCACGCGCAAGUGACAAACACUAACCGUCUCUUUUUUACUUAGGUAUUCUUUUAAUUGUGCCGUCUCUUUUACGCAUUUGCGUAUGAAGUUGUAAACAAAUUGUAACUGAUGCUGCCGUGACGUUGGCAGCAUUGGUUGGCAUCAUUUUUUUCGCUUGAUAUGUUAGUGUAUGGCAUAUCUACAUAUAAAAGAUCAUAGGGUGUACCAGAAAGUAUAAGCACAAGCUCCAACUGAUAUAAAACAAUAUAUUUUUUAAAUUUUAUAAUGACUUAUUACUCUUAUUAGUCAGUAUGCAAUUUCUACUUAUUUUGCAACAAAUUCAGCUACAUCGUCAACCGUAUGCCAGAAAUCGCACCUUGGAUCGAACACUCGACUUACGCUUCAGGACAGAUUUAUUUCUGAUGACUUUGGAGACUUGUAACCAGUUUUUUUUAAGGCCUCGAUAGGAUCUGCAAGUUUAAUAUUUUUUCGCAGUUAUGCCUUAGUAAGAGCCUAAAAAGUGUCGAUUGGCCUGGCUUCCAGGCAGUUCAACGGAUUCGUUUACUAGGCACAUAUUCAACUCCGCUGUCUCUAUACCAAAAUAUCCGUCUUGGACUAGUUUACAGAUGCCAAACCUGGCCAAAACAAGACAGGAUCAUCAUGCUCACACGGGC